AUGUCCCUCGCACCCAAGUUCGCUGGCCAGAAGCUCGCUUCAACCGCCAUCCAGCCCAAAGCCGUGCACACCAUCGAGAUCUACCUCGACUACGUCUGCCCCUUCAGCGCCAAGCUCUUCAAAACCGUCUACAGCGGCCCGCUGCGCAACACGCUGCUAGAGAAGUACUCGGACCGCGUCGUCACCAUCUUCCGCCAGCAGAUCCAGCCCUGGCACCCGUCGUCCACGCUCGUUCACGAAGCUGGGUUCGCUGUGCUCAAGGUCCAACCUGACAAGUUCUACGACUUCAGCGAGAAGCUGUUCGAGCAGCAGAAGGACUUCUUCGAUGUCAGCGUUGUGAACGAGACGAGAAACAACACGUACAAGAGGCUGGCGAAGAUAGCAGGUAGCGUGGGCGUGGAUGAGAAGCAGGUGUAUGCGUUGUUGGAGAUCAGUGAUAAGCCAAACGAGGACGGUGGGUUGAAUGCAGGCAAUGGGGUUACGGAUUAUGUGAAGCUGCAGACAAAGCAGAAUCGCUUACAGGGCGUGCAUGUUACGCCGACGGUCGUGUUCGACGGGGUGGUGAACAAUGACAUUAGCUCGAGUUGGACGGAGAAGCAGUGGGAGGAGUGGCUGGAGAAGAAUGUUGCGUGA
This is a messenger RNA of Ascochyta rabiei, 633 nucleotides long. RefSeq lists its product as uncharacterized. Bases 1 to 633 code for a protein of 210 amino acids. The record is from RefSeq and is a predicted model, not a curated record. Lineage: Eukaryota; Fungi; Ascomycota; Dothideomycetes; Pleosporales; Didymellaceae. The transcript is spliced from 2 exons.